Messenger RNA from Rodentolepis nana, 708 nucleotides. NCBI's taxonomy places the organism in Eukaryota, Metazoa, Platyhelminthes, Cestoda, Cyclophyllidea, Hymenolepididae. The record is from the annotation of a GenBank genome assembly.
AUGGCUUCAAGCGACAUCAGCGAGCAUACACGCCGCAAAAUAAUUGACGAUCCUGGUUCUGGUCACAAACCAGUCAUUGCUAAGAAUGAACUUCACACAAGUCUCCUCAACUUCAACCAACAUCCUGACAAACUUUGCACUGCUAUCACGAAUUUUAUGAUCAGAUGUGCAAAGAAAACUAUUCCCCAAGGCAAGACUAAACACUAUCGAGUGUAUUGGUCUAGACACCUUGAGGAACUGAAAAGAAAGAGGGACGCCCUUCGCAACACUGCUGAUCAGACUGGAAGAACGGAAGACGUACAAGCCUGGAGACGACAACCAGCUGUCUUAAGGCAAGCCAUCUUACAAGCUAAACGGUCUCUCUUCGACAAGUUCAUCUCAAAUAUCAACUAUCAAAGUGAUAGCCAACGCACUUUCAAAUUCCUGGGUAACCUCCAAAACAACAUGGAAAGACCCAAGAAAGAACCAAUAGCAAAAGAAAACACUUUUGUCAGAAAAUCUUCAAGAGAUUUAAAGAUACAAGUAAGACAAUUUGGUGAAAUUAAGGAAGACAUAGCAACACCAAAUAAUGUAAUUACUGAACCAUUUAGACCUUGCAAACUUAAUGCUGCAAUUAAACAGCUAAAGUGCAAAAAGUCUCCUGGUGAAGACGGUAUUCAUCCGGAAUUUCUAAUUAGAAUGGGACCAAAGCCAACGAAACCAUGCUGA